AUGGGCUUUACUGUCACCCCACGAAGCUAUCAUAAACUGGGUUCGAUCAACCGCAUCAUUGUUUUCAAGACGGACUAUCUGGAACUAGUGGGAUAUCCAGAGGGCAAGCCGCCGGAAAAGCGGCCAGAGUUGGCCCAGCGGCCACCAGGAUUGAUGGCUACCGUGUUCAAAACCAAUGAUGCUAAUCAGGUACGAGAUACACUCAUGGCACGCGGAUUGGCAGUACGACCAACCUUCAGUUCGUCACGACCAACAGAUUUGGAAAAUAACAAAACUGCAGAUGUCCAAUUUCGCGUAACGUGCCUGGAGCCGGAUGCUGUCCCCGGCAGCUAUUUCUAUUACUGCCAGCAUAUCACGCCAGAAUUGGUUUGGCGUCCUAUAUGGCAGACGCAUGCGAACGGUUGUGUCAUGAUGACUAGACUUAGUAUCAAUGUGACUGAUCGAAAGACGGCAGUCGAGUUAUAUCUGCGUGUGAUGGAUGUCGUUAAGCUUGAGGAUAUUGAAGAAAGUAGUUGUAUCAUACGGUUACCAAGGUUCGAAAUCAAAUUAGUCAGUGAGAGCGACAAGCCGUUGGAAUUACUCGUGAUUGUAUUACCUGAUGAAGCUGUGGCUUAUGGUGCCGCUACUCAAGCAGCUAUUUUAACUGGGGAUAAAUCAGAAGAAGUUAAAGAUCUUUUACUACUUGAUAUUGCACCAAUAUCGUUAGGUAUCGAAACGAUUGGUAGUGUGAUGACAGUAUUAAUCAAGCAUAAUACAACAAUUCCAAUAAAACAAAGUCAAACAUUUUCAUCGGAAUCAUUGCUAAAGAAUGAACCAGGAAUCUGUAUUAAAGUGUUUGAAGGUGAAAAUGUUUUGACACAAGAUAAUCAUUUACUUGGAAGUCUCGAAUUAUCUGGUAUUUUAUUCAAAUCUGAUGAUGAACCACAGAUUGAAGUUACAUUUGAUAUUGAUACAAACAGUACUUUAAUUGUUUCUGCUGUUGAUAAACGUUCUGGAAAAGAAAAUAGAUUUAAAAUUGAACAUACUCAAGAAUGUUUAUCUCAAAAUGAAAUUGAACGUAUGAUUGCCCGAUGGGGAAAAAUAUAA
Didymodactylos carnosus is the source of this 1086-nucleotide messenger RNA. NCBI's taxonomy places the organism in Eukaryota, Metazoa, Rotifera, Eurotatoria, Philodinida, Philodinidae. The record is from the annotation of a GenBank genome assembly.